This is a messenger RNA of Mangifera indica (mango), 822 nucleotides long. RefSeq lists its product as uncharacterized. The transcript is spliced from 3 exons. The record is from RefSeq and is a predicted model, not a curated record. Lineage: Eukaryota; Viridiplantae; Streptophyta; Magnoliopsida; Sapindales; Anacardiaceae. Bases 154 to 639 code for a protein of 161 amino acids.
GCUUUGUAUGUGAUGAACUCUACUUGCACCAGAGUCUUAUAACACCAAAAUUCUUCUUUAUUUAAUAAAGAGACCAAAGGAAACACAGCAUCCUCAUUCUCAUUGAAGGGAGCCUCUUAUUUCACAAGUUGGCGUUUCAGUUUAAAGAAAUAUAUGAGUAAGAAAGAUCCGAAUAACAAAAUUGCAAGAGAAAGGCCCGGAAAAGAUGCAGUUAUCAUCACUUACUAUGUCGAAUCGUCCACCAUUCAAUCCAACCUUAAUAAACCGAAGCCAAGCCCUUUUCAUAAGAAAGCUCAAGCAACAAGAAACCGUGGCUACGAUCGCAGGGCGGAGCUUUUAGCCUAUGCAAAUGAUUUGAGAGUUUCAGGUCCCCGGAAGGUGCAUUGGUCCAGAGGGUUUUCCAGAUGCAAGACUAGCAAGUGGAAAUUUUCAAUUACACCGGCAAAACUCCGAUCAUUUUUUAAAAUACGGAUUUUCCAGCGACGACGAAAGGAGUAUGGCUUAAUCACAGAUGUUAAGAAGAGGAAGAAGAACAACUCUGGGACAAGCAAUGCUACUGACAUCUGUAGGAAAUUGAAGCGUUUGCUGAAAGAAUUACCGUAUGGUUGUCAGUGCUACAAGGGCAAUUCUUACAAGUAGAAGUUGAUGGGGAGACUCUGAGCGUCCAUUCCAUAGCAGAUAUGCUGGUUGUGUUUUUCAGGUGCAAAAUACGGAGUCAGUUGCAUGAAUACUGGGUCUUAUAUUUUUUUAAUGUUGAUCCAUUUAUUGUGAUUUGUUACACAAAACUAUGAAAGUAAGAUCCGUUUCUUACUCCCUUCCAUC